AUGGCGCAUCCGUGUUGGUUGGAGACCUUUCAGGCGCCUUGCCUGGCGAGUCUCCGUGUGCAGGUGACUUCACCCACCCAGGUGGCCACCAAGGUUCGUGGACUGAGGAUCGAGUGGAAGAAUCACGGCUUUGUGACUGGCGAAGAUCUUUCCAUUUUCAAUGGCUGGAUCACUGCUGGUGAUGGUGGAAUAGAUCUGAGGUUGGAGCAGAUCCCUGCUACUCGGGUCGUGCGCCUUGGAGGCUUCUUGGCAGAUCAGAUCAUCGAGCUGUGUUCAGGGCUUGGAGGCAUGUCUGCCGCUGCUAGUGCCUUGGGUUUGAAGAGUAUGGCAUGCAUGGACCUCUCUCCUUUGGCCAUCGCAGCUUGCAGGAGAAAUCAUGACAGCCUUGUUUUGGAAGGGGACAUUUGCAACCCUGACGAUUUGGCACGUCUUUUUUCUUUGAUGAAGGGGGUCAAAGUUGGGCUCCUCUGUGGAUUUCCGUGUCCCCCCUUUAGUGUGAUGUGUGAUCAAAAGGCCUUUGGGGAUAGUAGAUCUGAAGUGUUUGUGGCGGCUUUGAACGCUGCAUUCCUCUUCAACUCCGCCUAUGUGAUCUUGGAAUGCACGCCUACCACUGGCAAGUAUCAACAAGUUCAAGAUCUUCUAUGUUCCUUUGCGAGAGCCAUGAACUUUGAGUGCAGACAGCAGAUUCUCAAGCUCUCCGAUGUCUGGCCAUGUCAAAGGACUCGUUGGUGGUGUUAUCUCAUUCCAGCAGAGGCAGUUCCCAACAAUGUCAUCUUGCCCUCUUUGCCCAGGUUUCCUCACCUACAAACAGUUGGUGACAUUCUGCCUUCUUGGCCGUUUUGGUCCAGAGCUGAAGAGGAAGCCCUAUCAUGGACGCCUGAAGAGGAAGACUUCUAUGCAUCGACCCUGGUGUUGGAGAACCAUGAAUUGCGACAGUCAGGAUCCUGCCCUACUCUUCUUCACAGCCUUGGACAUCAUCUAUAUGCAUGCCCUUGUGGCUGUCGGCAUCAGGGAUUGAGCCAUGAGCGGCUUUUGCGAGAUGGUGUGGCUCUCACGAUGCUUCCAUCCACCUUUUCAGCUCAGCAUUAUCGGCAUUUACACCCAUGUGAGGCGGGUUAUCUGUGCAGUCUUCCGGCUGAUUUCAUCUACAACUUAGAGCAGGCGAGGAGUGAUCUGCCUCUCAUUGGUCAGACAGCUGCUCCACUACAGACCAUGUGGGUUCUCUUGCAUGUUCUACAUCAAUUGCAAGAGCAUGGAUUUGGUUCUUGGCCCUUGAACUUCUCCAAUCCUCAGGAAGUGCUUCUUGCUUACAUCAACAACAACCUUGAGGUCUGCAAGCAGCUCUGGCCUACAUGUGAGCACCGACAUCCACAGGAGGUAUGCUUCAAGGAGGCUGAUUCCAGCUUUUCGUGCUUGCUUGACCCCAUGACAUCGGCGCAGCAGUUUCUUCAUGCACACCAACAACUUUUGGGUUGGGCUCAUCGUGUCACUCUUUUUCGGGAUGGCAUCCCACAGCUUCCCAAUGCUCUCUUGCGAGGAGGUUCCUACGAUGUGGUUGUCACGCAGCCUAGACACUCUCGGCCAGCUCCGACGGACUUCAUCUCAGUCAAGCUGCACGAUGGCAUUACUGAGUAUGACUUUCAUGGACCAGCAGGAACUCGUUUGUCAUCAGUUCUUGAAUCCCUUGGCUUCAGCUACAAGCAUGGCAUUGAGUUCAGCAACUUAUGCCGCAGCUAUCGAUGGGGUGAUGCUCUGUGGCAAAGUGAGCAAGGAGAAGUUCGUGGACUUGGCAGGGCAUCUCCUGCAGCCACUGGAGUGCAUCAUCAUGAACUCUAUGGUGAACUUCACACCAUCCUCCAACUUCUGCCAUCGCACAUCCUGGAUGCCGUGCAGGUUGUUCCUCACCACAUCAUUCAGUUGCUCAUCAACCGGCCAGCCAGCUUUGCAUCCAAGCUUCUCCUCAACGAGCACAGUACACCCUUUACCUGGCUCAUCUUUCCACUUCUGGCGAAGUCUCAUUGGAGUCUCCUCAUCUUGGACUUCUCGCUCAUGGAAUUUCACUACCUUGAUGGACUUCCAGACUUUCACUUGGAUUUGGUGACCUCGGUGGUUUCAACCGUUGCCCUUGCUUUCAGCAUGGCCACUCCAAAGCUUCGUCAGAGGACUCCGCUGGAACAGCUGGAUGGCGACUAUUGUGCAGCUGUCUUGCUUCACAAUGUGGGCAUCUUCUUCAAUCUUUGGUCGGCCAUGACCGUGGAUGCACUACAGGACUGGACUGACUCGCUCAAGUCUCAGGAGGAGCUUCAGGGUUGUGGGCCUGCCGAGUACUCUCAGACACAUGCUUGGCUAUGCAAAUUCCUUAUCACUAAGGGAGUUCCUGAAGCUGAUUCUCCAGCCCGCGCCACCUUGGCUUUGAAGAAGCUUGGCCAUGCACCCAUCGCCAAGGCCAUUUCCCAGGCCAACCCAUGGUCAGCACUGAAGCAGUUGGCAAACGCCCAGCAACGGCCUUUUCAGUGGAUCCAACACAACGAGCUGAUGAAUCACAUCCAACAGAGGGCCAAGGAGCACCACGGUGCCGCAUCCGGUCCGUCCAAAAAGCCCUCCAAGAAGCGAGCUGAACCGGCACCGCCAGUGUCUCCAAAUGCACUGAUCUUGGCUCCCAAAUCCUUUGUGGAUGAACAUGAUCACGAACUCCCACAGCUUCAGCUCGACAAAGUGACACCUGAAUCCAAUGGCAUCAUUUUGGGUACCGUGGAGCAAGCUGCCAAUUUCUUGAGAGGUCAGAAGACCAUAUCGAUCAAUUCGCUCGCCAUGCUCACAACGACAGAAAUUCCGAGCACUAUGCAUGGGAAGCUCACUGUCCAGCACAUGGUCUGGCCAGCACUGCUCGCCGACAGUGCCGAUCCCAUUUUGAUUCGUGGAUCCUGUAUACAGCUUGGAGAUCACAUGGCAAAGAAGGUUUUGGGACCGGAGCCAAGUCCUGCCACCUUCGUCCCUGAGCUCUUCAAGCUUCAGGUUUACCAAGAUCAAUGGCCACACUCCUGGACAGACUUCAUUGGCAGACCUCUCAAGGCGCUUGUGCAACAUUUCGAGUGUCUUCAGUUCUGCGAUGGCUCCACUUGCAACAAUGCUUCCAGUUGCAAGCGCUUUCACCCGGCUUUAGAGGAGGAGAUCGACAUGGUCAUCCUUGAUGCUUUUGGAUGGAAGUGGUGCGAUGCUACUGGAGCUGCGGCCAACUCCAAGAAAGCUGCGUCCUUUGGCAUCAUGGUCCGAGUUCCUCCUUCAGCUGCUCCUGCCAUUCUGGCUAUCUCCGCCACGGAUGGACUCUACACUGAACUACGUGAACCAGUAUCUAAAGGGCCAAGCACCAAGUAUGCCGUGAUUUGGAUCAAAGGUGAUCUGCAGCAGGCCAUACACACCAAAUGUCAGACGGCCAAAGCUUUGCAUGUUGUUCGUUCUCAUCAACGCUACGGACUUCGCUGCCUGGCUACUGAUCAAGAAGCAGUGCACAAGGUUGCUCUUCCAAAGCUCCCUUUUGUUGCAGGCAGCAAUGCUCUUCAUCGUGCUCCUCCUCAAGUGAUGGGUUCUCUGCAAACCCUGCAAAGGCUUCAAGCUCCUUUGGGUGAGGACCCCCUGCAGGUCCGGGAUCCAUGGGCCACUGCGCUUCACUCAGUUCCGGCUUCCUCUGCUCCGCCAGCUUCCUCCAAGCUGGAUGAGAUUUCACAGCAGCUUCAGACGUCAGUGGCAGAACAAGUUCGGGAACAGCUUCGCUCUUUCUCCGACUCCUACAUGGACACAGAUGACUCUCGUCUUUCGCAAAUGGAGGCCAGCAUCACUGAGUUGCAAGCACAAUCCACGCAGUUUGCUGGCUGGUUCGCUGAAGCUGGUGAACGCAUGCAGGCGCUUUCCAAGCAGGUGUCCUCACAGGAGGGUCAAUUGGUUGAGCUUACCAACGAGGUCACGCGCACAGACCAGCGGACCGAGCAGUUGCAUCAAUCGGUGGGCAAGCUUCGCCAGGAUUUUCAAAAUGAUUUGGAAGCCUCAAUGGCCCGGCAGUUGGAAAGCAUGGACGAUCCUGGCCCUACGGCCUUCCACAGCUCCCGCACUACGGUGGCUUCAGACGAGGAUUGGGGCUUUCCUCGCCUGAACCCGGUCUUUGGCUCCUCCAUUGAUGUCAGCACAGAUGAUGAGCACGCUGCUUCUGCCCCUUGUUUGGUGGUGGGAACUGCCAAUCCUAGUGGCAUCAAUGGCAAGGCACUUGCAUUCGCUUCGCUUCCAUGGGGAAUAUGGAAUGUGGCAGAAACUCAGGCAAGUCAACCCGUUUUUGCUCGCUUUCAGCGUGAACUGAACUGGAUGACGCAAUACAAACUUCAUUGCAAGCAUGGGCAUUUUGCUCCCUUUAGGCCUCACUCUGACUUUGCGGGCUCGUGGACGGGAGUGGCACAGAUCUCUCCGGGACCCAUUCAUCCUGUUCCUCUUCAAUGGCAGGGUGCCUCCUAUCAAUCUGGUCGGAUCAUGCUCUCCAGUUUUGCCCUGCAUGAGCACACGCUCCUUGGAGCAAGUGUCUAUGCACCACCUGCUGGACCCACAUAUCGGAAUGCUAAACAGCUUUCUUCUCAGCUCCUAGAGCAGCUUACCGCAGAGCUUGUGCUCUCCUCUCACGGUCCACGUUUCAUUGCUGGUGACUUCAACUGUGAUACCGAGGACCUUCAGGUCUUCACUACAUGGAGACUGGCCGGUUGGGAAGAGAUCCAACACUUGGCAGAAAAGCGCUUCUCCCAGCAUCGGCUUCCCACUUCCAAGGGCAAGGCAAUUCGCGAUCAUCUAUGGCUUUCUCCAGAACUUCAACAAUGGCUCCUUGAGGUGCACGUGGACUCGGAGCACUUUGCUGACCAUGCCAUUCUCUAUGGCCGCUUUCGUCUUCCUGAAUCACGUUGGUGGCACCAGCACUGGCCUAUGCCAUCCAAUCUUCCUUGGCAGCAUCUUCGCCCUGAUCGACUACCAGAUUCUGCUGCCCAUCACUGGGACACCAUGAACAUGUCUCAGUCUUUCGUUCACUGGUCCAGAGCCACAGAACAGGCCCUCCGCACCACCGCUUACUGUCAGCGAGCCACUGCUACCACUCACUGGCACCUUCAAGUUGACCAGAUGUCCACCUGGCGAGCCAUCAUUCAUGCUCAUGGAUUUCGCGAUGGAUUUCGACGGUGGUGGCUGCGUCGUCCCAUUCAGCACGUUGGGUCACCCCCUUCCUUUCCGGAGUGGCCGCCUUCGCAUGCCAUUGCGCAGAUCCUCCUUCACGACUUUGAGGCCAACUUCAGGCAAUUCGAAUCCUGGCACUUUCGUCGCAGGCAUGAUCUUGUCCAAGCUCGGCAUCUUCAUCACAAUCAAGUUCUCACCAAGCAGCUCAAGCAAGGAGACUACCUGCCCAUCACUCACCUUGUCAAGGAAGAGCAGGCCCAGAUCUUGCAAGUCAACAAUGAUCACUCAGUUCGUCUUUCAUGCCAUCUUCACCUGCAAGGGGAUCAGAGCAUUACGCUCAAUCUUGAGCCUGCUGAGCUCCAACAGCAGCAAGGUGACGACUACUACCUGAACAGUGACCUGCUCUCAGCUCCUGGGCAAACAGUCGUGGUUCGUACGCAGUGCAACACCUUCCAGGCCAUUGAAUCUGAGCUCGCCAACCUGUGGACACCCAUUUGGCAAAAGCAUUCUGGCCUGGCUCUUUCACACUGGAAUCGCAUUGUCGCUUUUGGGCUGCGUUACAUGCCAAAGCUGCCUCCAUUGGCAUUUCAAUGGACUUCCUCGCAGUUUGCGUAUUUGACCUCCCAUUAUCGCAAACGGAUUACACGUGGUCCUGAUGCCUGGUCUCGUGAUGACAUCGCCCACUUGCCUGCUCACAAGCAAGCUGAUUUGGUCAACAUGUUCCACAAGAUCCAGGAGGGCGCUGAUUGGCCGCAACAGCUUGUCACCGGCUUUGUCAUCCCCAUCCGGAAGACACCUAUAGCCGACCAGGCUAAGCACUAUCGCCCCAUCGUCCUCAUCUCCUUCCUGUACCGGCUUUGGGCGACAGGCAUUUGUAGGGCCUACCUUCCUUACCUCACCAAGAUCAUCCCAACCUUGGUGUUUGGUUACGUGCCAGGACGCAGAGCAGAGGACGUUUGGUUUCUUCUCCAGACACUCAUUCAGUCUUCUUACACCAUGCAGUCUGAGUUGCUGGGGUAUAAUGCUGACCUGGUCAAAUGCUUCAACACGCUGCCAAGAGCUCCCAUCCUCCUGCUCCUUCAGCUCAUGGGCUUCCCCACUGACUGUGCGAAAGCCUGGAAUCAAGCACUCACGCAGCUGCAGCGACGUUUCAGGAUCGCCAGCCAUACUGGAGAUGCUCUUCUCUCCAGUACCGGCUUCCCUGAAGGGGAUCCACUCAGUUGCAUUGCCAUGCUGGCCUUCAAUACGGCUUUGGACACGUAUCUCAAGAUCUAUAGCGCUGGAGUGGCUUGUCCGGUUUUCGUGGACAACAUUCAGCUCGUUGCAUCGGCACUAGGUGAGCUUUGUCAUGGCAUCAACGUCCUGCAGGUCUUCAUGGACUCCUGGGACAUUUGUCUUGAUCCUGGGAAGUGCUUUGCAUGGGCUACGACGCCUGACUCCAGACGUGCCCUACGCAACCUGGGCUAUGCCACCAAGCUGGCGGCGAAAGACCUUGGCGCUCAGAUGACCUACUCCCGAGUCUCUAGAACACAGGUGGCUCAAAGCAGAAUCGGCGCAGUGGCAGAUCAUUGGCGUAUCCUUCGGCAUUCUUCUGCGCCGCGGUGGGCCAAGCUUGUUGCUAUACGCACUAUCACCUGGCCCAAAGUGUUACAUGGUGUGGCAAAUCGUCUCUUACCAGUGGCCGCUAUUGAUCAACUUCGCUCUGCUGCCAUGCGAGCAUUACAUUGGGAUAGAGCUGGUGCCAGCCCUCAUGUUCGUUGGUCGCUCAUGCAGUUGCCUCAAAUGGAUCCAGAGUAUCAACAACUUUGGCAGGUUCUUUCCACCUUUUGGCGUAUGGUGCAUCAAUUUCCGUUGAUCUUGGAGCUAUGGUUACAGUCUGGUGAUAAUCCGGGGUUCCGAAGUCAAGGUCCUCUGCAUGUGGUUGUGCAGUGUCUUGGCUACCUGGACUGGCACCUUGAUGCUCAGCUAUGUCUGUGGAUUCAGCACUUGCGCAUCAACUUUUGGACGCUUUCUCUCGAAUGUCUCCAGCUUCUUUUACAGUAUAGUUGGCACCAGAAAGUAUGUCUUAAAGUACGUCAUCGGAAAGACUUUGCCGGCCUGCACUCCAUUCAUUGGGCUGCUUCUUUUCGCUCUUUGGUUUUCCCCCAAAGGGAUGCUGCUGAGCUUUUGGCCACGAUUCAGGAUGGCACCUUCUUCACGUCGCAUGCUAAAGCGCACUUUGAUGAUCAGCAUUCGGGCCUUUGUGCUUCUUGCCAACAACCUGACACAGUUGCCCAUAGAGCGCUACAUUGUCCUUACUAUCAUCAAGUGCGUAGACGAUACCCGGCGGAGGUCCGGCUGUGGUCGCAACGAUCAAUGGCCUUCACACACCAUGGACUCCAUCCAGCCAAUCCUCAUCAUUGGGAAUAUUGGCAAGCCCUGUUGAGCCUACCUGACUGUCGUGAAGAUUUCUUUGACCUCACGGUGAUGGCCGAGCACACCUUCAUCUUCACCGAUGGCAGUUGCUCUUCGCCGAAGAAGCCCAGUCAAGCUCUAGCGGCAUGGUCAGUCAUUACAUUGGAGCCACAGCGCACCUUGUCCCAAGGUCCAGUGCCGGGCCUGAUUCAAUCCAUUGAUUUGGCGGAGGCCAUGGCGGUUCAUUCUGCUUUUCUUUGGGUGCUGCGAACUGGUGCGCGGGCAACCAUUUUUUCUGACAGCCAAUAUGCUUUGGACAACUUUCGGCAUCUACAGAAACAUUUGGAUGUCCCUCCUCGUUGGAAACACCAGGGUCUCUGGCAGCAAGCUCUCAAAACGGUUGAACAGCUUGAUCAUGGGCAGGUGACACUUCAGAAGAUUUCCUCCCACAUGGAAGAGGAUCAAUGUGCUUCACCUCGAGCUGAUUGGUGCAAGAAAGGCAAUGAUUUUGCAGAUCGGUUGGCCAGAUGGCAGAACCAUUUGCGCUCAGAUGCCUUCAUGGCCACAUACAGUGCUUACUGCGCAGCUGAAGAGGUGGCAUUUACCGCAACCCGUGCACAGCUGUCCUUCCUCACAGAUCUGGCGAAUUUGAGUCUGUCGAGACCUACUGAGUGUAGCAUUCCUGAGGAGGCCUCCUUAGCUACCCUUGGAGCUGGCACUGAAGCUAAUGACGCUUCCCUUGCCGCUCAACUAGGUUUUGAGGCGCUGCUUGUUGACGCAUGGCCGCUCGACCUCGGAGAGGGGGUCUCCUUCCUGAACGCCGUGCCGGUGAUCCAAAAAGCACCCCAUGCGGAGCUGGCAGCGCAGGCCCAGUUUUGGCGCGCUUUGUUGGCCGGGCGAGUCCCUGGAAGCCCGGAAGUGCCCGCUGAGGGUCACUGGCUUCAAUUGCCACCCACUCCGUUCGCCGAAUGCAUGCCGAUGGUUCGCAGCGCAGUGGUGCUUUUGGCAAGCCACCUGGAUCAAGAGGGAGUGAACUUUGAAACGCAUUCGCAAAAUGUGCUGCCCAACUGCUCAACUGAGAGCAUUUUAUGUAAUCGCUGUUUUGCUUGGCCUUCGGUGGCGCCAGCACGAGAGGCGACGUCCGAGACGGCACUCUUGCACCUGCCGGAGGUCCUCCGAGAGGCCAAAGAUCCUACCGCGCUGCUGCUCUCACUGUCGCAGGCCCUGGUGGCUUGGUUGGCAGAGCAAUCAGCGCUGCCCAAGCAGAAGCGUCAGGUUGGUAGCGCAGCCUUGCGACAGACCUUAGUGGAGCUCUGCAGGGCCGCAUCUGCCCUGGAAGGAGAUGUGCGGCCAGAGGUCCUUUGCUUGCUGUCCUUCGCAGCACACCACCCCUUGUUGGCGACUGGCUGCUGGCCGACGCGUCGACUCUGGCGCUAUUUGCAAAGGAAGGACUUUGGGAAGUGCUUCAAGGAGGCAAGCCUCUCGGGGAGGGUGAAAGGAGAUGAAAUCAAUGUGGUGAUGAUGGAGGUGCUCCGUAUGCGCAGCACAGUGCGCGCAGCAUCGGUCGCCAGGGCGCCUCCCGGCCAACGAUGGGAGUGGCUGCCGCCGGGCAGCCGUUGCUUUGGCAGAGACCUUCAGCGGCGAGGAGGCAACCAGACUCUUACAGGCACCUCGGUAGAGGGGAUUGCCUCGAUGCGUUGCCAUCGGAUCAGGCCUCCGAUCGGCCUCAGCGCGCGACGUGUCGCCCGUCGCGACACGGAGUUCGAUGCAUUGGACCGGCCGGAGAUGGGCGAUGGCCUGGGUCUGAAGGGGCUCACCCUAACUCAAACCUUCCAAGAUCUCAAACCAUGGACUCCUCUUUUCAAGCUGAAAUCAGGGAUUUCGGACCAGACAGAUGUGAAGGUCUUCUUUGCCCCUGAGGGCGUCCUGUGGAUCGAGGAGGGCGUCUAUGUGGCCGAAGAGAGGAACAACAAGAAUGUGUCGAAGAACAAGUACCUUCAGGACAUGGACGAGGAGGAGGAGGUCAAAGCCCCAGCCUCCCGGAUGAAGUUUGCGCCUUUGGCCCGCGACAAGGAGAAGCCCAAGGAGAGCAAGGCAGCCAAGGCAGGGCCGCACAUUGGUGAUCCAAAGGCCAAAAGCAAAGCCAAGAGUGCACCCGGAGAGAAGGGAGCAAUGACACAGAGUCAGAUUGAAGAAGCCAAGAUUCAGGAGCAGUCUGACACCAGAGCGCGGAUUCGCAGCGGCUUGGCUGAGACGGCUGGAUACAUGAUGUUUCGUGGCGGCACCGAAACGCCCCGGACCUGCGGCGAGGUGAUGGAUGAGAGCACCGGGGAGCUGGUGCCGCGCUUCCUGAAACUCCUUCAGUCGCCCCUCACGGUGCAGAAAGCGCGGCAAUGCCUUCGCAGCUUGAUCGAGGUCGUUGUUCCAGCGACCGCCAUCGGUAGGCGUGACUUGUUGGCAGACGCCCUGAUGGUCAUCGGCAAGCAUUGGUUGAACCGCUCCCCUGCUGCGGCUGGCACUCCGGGCGAGGAGCGUGUUUGUGAGGUCGUGCUUUCGGGCGUGGAUGGGCACCAAAGACUCAGCGGUUCUACCUUAGCCUUGGUGUUACCUCUCAUCAUCCGAGCUCUUUUCGACAGCAGUUCCCAGUUGCAGGAGCUUUGUACCAAAGCGCUUCAGCUGCUAGAACGUCAACUGACCUUGGGAAUGCAGGUGCCGGAAGAGACGGCGAUGGAGAUUUUUGACUCGCUGAGUGUGGUGCUCUUGGCGCUUCCGGGCAUGUCCAACCAGGCCCAGGCCGCGAUGGUGGCGGCCAGCAAGCACAUGAUCUCAUCCACAGAUCAAUUGGUCCGCUUGGCGGACAUGUACCUCGCCAUCACCAUGGGUCUCAGUGAUGGGCAGCGGGCAGUUCUUUUCCAACGAAGCUUUGAUGAGAAGUUCUGUGAUCUCCGCGCUGGGGGCCUUGCCAGAGAACGAAAAGGUGCAGGAGGGAAAGGAAGCUGAUGAGAGGCACCUGUUUUCAUGAACGGUGCAACAGUUAUAUGGCAGAUCAGUGGCGUCAAUGGACGCACGUAGUCCAAUUGCACUGCCCUAAGUGCCCUUCGCAUGACCAGGAUGAUGGCAAUAAUGAUACCCGAAAAGUUCCAGACAGUCUUUUGAACCCAGAAAUCCAGUGAUUGUUUGGUUGUCACUGUGUUUUCGUUUAACCUCUCAAUUUUGAGGUACGAGUCACGCCAACAACAACCAUUACCCAGGAAAGCCAGUCUCCCGUGAUGAUGGUCGCUUUCGGCCUUGGCAACAGUAGGAACAUGUACAAUGUAGAAUGACAAUGAAUUUUAGAAUUUCUUCUCAUCACGGUUAAACACAGUCAGGCUUCAUCCUGGCUUUCCAUUUGUGCAUUUGAUCAGUGAUGGUUUGCAAUGAUGGAUGGGCCGAACAACUGUGGCUAGCGGCAGUUGCCCCGAUGGAUUCUCUCACUGGUUAUACGUACCGAACAACUCAGAAUAACGACGGUUUCGUGCUUGAGGGGUGAAGCUGACUUCCUUUGUGUGAUGUAAUGCCCCUGACUUUUGGCUUGAUGUAUGGCAGGUUUGAGAUACAUGCACAA
Durusdinium trenchii is the source of this 11197-nucleotide messenger RNA. The record is from the annotation of a GenBank genome assembly. NCBI's taxonomy places the organism in Eukaryota, Dinophyceae, Suessiales, Symbiodiniaceae.